AUGGCCAAUAGUACUAAUAUUGAAGACAAAACAAUAAAGGAUAUUCAUGGAAAGUCAUCGUGGACUCCAUUUUUUCGACAGUUGUUCGUAGUUAACGGAGUAUGGACAAUAUACUUUGUGCUUGGCCUGUGUUACGGUGCCCCUAAUGUUACCAUUCCACAAAUACGAAAAGAAGCUAACUCGACGGAGGCAGUUAGUGAAGACAUGGCAUCUUGGUUGACAUCUAUCCACGGCUACAGCGCUUUGCCAUGGAUUAUCAUUUUACCAAUACUUACUCGAACAUUUGGAAGAAGAUUACCUUUUCUGAUCUUGUGUAUAACUACAAUUAUAGCCUGUGGACCCAUGAUAUUAGCAUGUUCAGUUUACGGUGAACUCACACCUAUUCGGUAUAGGAGUUCAUCUUUGCCAAUCCUCGCUAUAUUUUCUGAAGUGUUGAUGGCCACCGUUCUAAAGAUUUCACCUAACAUCUUCAAAGUAUUUGGUUUACACGGCGCUUUUCUUUUUUAUGGAAUAACAUCGUCUGUUUUUGCAUUUUUACUAUACAAAUAUUUACCAGAAAGUAAAGAUAAAACUCUGCAAGAAAUAGAAAUUUACUUUAUAGAAAUUCAAAGACAAGAAAAUAUUCCAGAACAAUUGAAAAAUCAGAAAGACAGUUAA
This is a messenger RNA of Arctia plantaginis, 657 nucleotides long. The record is from the annotation of a GenBank genome assembly. Lineage: Eukaryota; Metazoa; Arthropoda; Insecta; Lepidoptera; Erebidae.